Molecule: messenger RNA, 1185 nt
Organism: Spodoptera litura
Lineage: Eukaryota; Metazoa; Arthropoda; Insecta; Lepidoptera; Noctuidae
Gene: eIF3i
Product: Eukaryotic translation initiation factor 3 subunit I
Biological process (GO): cytoplasmic translational initiation
Cellular component (GO): cytoplasm; eukaryotic translation initiation factor 3 complex, eIF3m
Molecular function (GO): protein binding; translation initiation factor activity; RNA binding
Source: RefSeq, a predicted model, not a curated record
AUCCAAUAUGUCUUUCUGUCAAAAAUUGUCUGCCGCUUGCCACAUGUCAGUUAAUAAUUAUUGUGGUUUUACUAUAUUUUACUAAAAUUUUAUCGCAAAACAAUCACGUAAAAUGAAACCCCUUAUGCUCCAAGGGCACGAGCGUGCCAUCACACAGAUCAAAUAUAACCGUGAGGGUGAUUUACUGUUCUCCGCGGCUAAAGAUGCGAAGCCAAAUGUAUGGUGGUCUCUGAACGGAGAACGCCUCGGGACUUUCAAUGGGCACGGUGGUGUAGUAUGGUGCCUAGAUGUAGACUGGCAGACCAUAAACCUGAUCACCGGUGGAGGUGACAGUUCAUGCAGACUGUGGGACUUGGAGACUGGCAAAAACAUAGCCACAAUUAAGACAAACUCGUCUGUGAGGACUUGCAACUUCAGCUACAGUGCCUACCAGGCCGCUUACACUACUGAUAAGGCUAUGGGACACCCUUGUGAGGUGUUUGUUAUUGACACAAGAACUGUUGAUGACUCUAUCUCCAGCCAGGCUCCUAUCUUGAAGUGGGAGAUCACAGACUCCAAGGUGACAUCCAUGGUGUGGGGUAUCCUGGAUGAGACCCUCAUCACUGGUCAUGAAGCUGGAGACAUCAUUCAGUGGGAUUUGAGGACUGGCAAGAAAAUUCACUCUAUUAAGGAGCACACGCACCAAAUUAACGACAUGCAGCUGUCACGAGAUGGCACCAUGUUCAUUACAGCCUCCAAGGAUCAGACUGCCAAGCUCUUUGACACUAGCUCCUUGGAACUCCUGAAGGAGUACAAAACCGAGAGGCCGGUGAACUCAGCUGCCCUUAGCCCCAUCCUAGACCAUGUGGUACUUGGAGGAGGUCAAGAUGCUAUGGAAGUAACCACCACCUCCACCCGCCAGGGUAAAUUCGACGCUAGAUUCUUCCAUUUGGUAUUUGAAGAAGAGUUUGGUCGUAUCAAGGGACAUUUCGGUCCUAUUAACAGUUUAGCAUUCCACCCUGAUGGCAAGAGCUACGCGUCUGGUGGUGAAGACGGUUACGUACGAGUUCAGAGCUUCGAUCAGUCUUACUUUGACUAUACUUUUGAUUACAACAGGGAUUGAGUUAAUAUAAGCAGGAAGGUAUUAUAAUAAAGUUAAAACAAUAUUGUAAAUGUCAAUAAAACAAUUUGUAAUAAAUGGUCAAA